Messenger RNA from Trypanosoma cruzi, 1601 nucleotides. RefSeq lists its product as uncharacterized. The record is from RefSeq and is a predicted model, not a curated record. Lineage: Eukaryota; Euglenozoa; Kinetoplastea; Trypanosomatida; Trypanosomatidae. The annotation marks the transcript as partial. The transcript has a single exon.
UCUUUUUGCACUCCCUCCUUGCUGAGUCGAGGGAGGAAUGGAGGGAAGCAUUGUCCUUACGUGUGAACGAAUUGAAACGAGAGGUACGCUACUCAGCCGGUGCGGCAUUGCCAGCGAGGCGUGACGGCAAUGAGGGAGACGAUGUGGAGUGGUCCGUGGCGCAACUUUACAAAACUUUGGUGACUGGUCUCAACAGCACGGCCACGGAGGAAUUACUGACCUCGCGCUUAUUUGGCGGUGAUGCCUCACUCUGCCAUGACAGUAUUGACUCCUUUGGACUGCUGACGGUGUUUCGGGCGCCCAUCCAAGAAUUAUUGGCACAACAUGAGGAGCUUGCCCCAAGUCUCACGAUACUUCGUCGGUCCUUUGCAGCGCUUCAUCCCUCAAACGGAUGCCCAAAGACCAUUAGCCAUACAGAAAUUUCAGCGCAUGAUGCCGAAGAGAACACUAAUACGUUUUUACAGUUUGCUGAUUCCCCAGGAGCGGUGGCGAAGGCGUUGCGCGGUAGAGUAAGCCCCUCUUUGCGUCGCUUGUUGUACGCACGUGCGCUACAGCUUUCAAUUAUCGUCACGGAUGGGAGUUCACUCUUUGGGGGUCGUGGAGAACUUCAGGUGAAUCGGCAUUGCGAUGGCGUGGAAAGAUUCUUGACCUUUGCCACGAAACAUGGCCGUGACAAGGUUAGACGUCGCAUUUACCAUAGUUACGCCACGAAGGAGCAGGAGACAACGGCUAAGGUGAUUCAGGCUAUUGUUAAGGUGGAUAAUUCACAAUCUGUGGGUAACAGCGAUAAAUAUUUCAUCUUCUCGGACGAGACGGAGGUACUCGUCGUCUCUCUCCUCAUGGAUAAGAGUUUGCCAGAGGUGCAUAUGAAAAACACGUUGCGUCUGAUGGGUCGCUCGUCUGAACAGAUUGAGUCUUAUUUGGUAUUUUUAGAGGAAAAUAAUGAGGAAACUGGGCCACGGCAGCGAAGGCCACCGCCCUCGGGUUUUUUCCCCGUUCGUUGCUUUUCACUACUUGUCGCACCGGUGUGUUACAUCACCGGCGAUACGGUGGAGCAGUACGAACUCGUUUCAUCGCUUUUUGGACAACUCUGGGGUCGUAUUCAGGGCCCCACGCCUGAACUGGCGCAGUGUUGCUGGAUUUUUGAGGCGUUGGUUGCUCGCUUUGCAGCUCCAGCGUGUCUCCAUGCUACACGCACGCUUGGUCUCCCACCGUUACGUUUGGCGAUUCAAUGGAUGAUCACUGCAUUUGUGGAGGUGCUUGAGCCAGCGGAACUUCUGGCCUUUUGGGACCUUAUUUUGUCCUAUCACAUUGAAGAAAUAUUUGCUGGACGUACGUCACUGUCUGUGCACAUUCGAGAGGGUGUGGGAAGCGGGGUGGAGAAGAAGAAGAAGGAAAUGGAGGGAGAGGAAAAGGAGGUGUCUCCCUUUGCACCUUCUGCCCUGUGGCUUUUGCCUUUGCUGGCGGCAAGUCUCUUUGUUUACCGCGCUCCAUUGGUUGAACGCUGUGCGACAGCGGAAGAGAUGCUUGUAGUUUUUAAAGACGGUCACCACUUGCGAUGUCGGCCGCUCUUGCAAUAUUUGCUGUUCAUGGCGAAAUGA